Molecule: messenger RNA, 588 nt
Organism: Centruroides sculpturatus (bark scorpion)
Lineage: Eukaryota; Metazoa; Arthropoda; Arachnida; Scorpiones; Buthidae
Product: cuticle protein 14-like
Exons: 3
Coding region: 1-513 (170 amino acids)
Cellular component (GO): chitin-based extracellular matrix
Molecular function (GO): structural constituent of chitin-based larval cuticle
Source: RefSeq, a predicted model, not a curated record
AUGUUCUUGCAGAUACUCGUGAUAGCCGUAGCAACAGCGGUCGUUCAUGGAAUUACCGGUGGCAUCGGAGGAUUAGGAGCACUCGGUGGAUUAGGAGGACACGGAUUAGGCCUCGCUGGAUUAGGAAAACACCACGAUAUCUACGUUCCUCAACCUUACGAUUACGGAUAUCACGUGAAGGCCAAGGAUAGCGAUCACUAUCGUCAAGAGAAGGGAGACGGAAAGGGUGGUGUUGUAGGCAGUUACGGAUACAAGGAUAAGAAAGGUGUCUACCGACAGGUUAAUUACAUAGCCGACAAAUUUGGUUUCCGUGCUGUGGUUAAAACCAACGAGCCGGGUACUUCAAACCAGAAUCCCGCUCACGCAGACUUUCAUCACGAGCAUCCUCCCCCACACGCCUACGCUGAUAAAGGUUAUCAUCAUCAUCUGGGUCAUCUUGCGGGUCUCGCACAUCACGGAGGACACGGUCUAGGUGCUCUCGCUGGUUUGGGUGCACUCGCAGGACACGGCUGAAUGCAAUUAUGAAGCGUGAUCCGUGCACGCAAUCGAGCAUCACGAACAAAACGUAUUUGCAUUUUUAAGCAAACU